Molecule: messenger RNA, 1311 nt
Organism: Bemisia tabaci
Lineage: Eukaryota; Metazoa; Arthropoda; Insecta; Hemiptera; Aleyrodidae
Source: RefSeq, a predicted model, not a curated record
GCCGUCCGUGUCUUUAAUACAAAAUUACCCCGAGGAAUAUUUUUUCCCGUGUGGGAUUUUUUUCCUCUUCUGAGGGAUUUUUUUCGUACGUGAGUUAUUUUUUUUUUGAGUGAGUGAUAUUUUUCUCGCCUUGUUGCAAAACUUACAAAAUAAUUAAUUUAUUUUUUUGACUCAUUUGGUUGCAUGCAUUUAUCUAUGUUGCCAAAUUUUAAAAAAGCAUUCUUAUGCACCAGAUUUCACUACUUUCGAUUUUCGAGCAUGAACAUAAUCGAGAGUCGACUGCCGAACCCAGUUUCCAUUCAAUCCAUGUAUCGCCGUAGCGCGAGUGAAUGUGAUAUGAUUAGUUGUGCAGUGUGUGCAGGUGCAAGUGCAAUGAAUUUCCAAGUCCAAGUACCUUAAGACUUUUCAUUUAGAUAAACCUCUUUUUACGUGUAUCUUCACCUACAAACAUCUCAGCAAUGCGCUUCUGCUCGAAUUACUGUUGCUGUUGAUACGUCAGCUUAAAUUUUUGUUCGUCUCUCAUUGCUUGUGUGUGAGGGAACUCAUUGCAAGACUUAAUUAACGAAGCCGUCAUUACAUGUUUUCAUCCUGACCAAAGUUUCCUUUGCUUACAACCAAAGUUGGAGAUCUAAUGGAUGCUGAGGUAAUCAAUGGUCAGUGCCGAGAGCUUGCCAUCAGAAUAAUCUCCAAGUUAGACCUAGGAGCUCAGUUUGCAAGGCAGGAUGACCGUGCAGCAUUGUCUGCAUGUCUUCAGUCGUUAAAUGAGCGAGGAGAGGAGCUACAAAGCGUUAUAUCAAAUUUACCUGAGACUGAACUGAAGGAAUCUUUAAUUCAGCUAUAUGAGUACCUGCUGGAGUUUGUCGUAUUCUAUGAAGAAACUGUCCCUGUAGAAACUGAUACUCCACAACUGCAGGGAAGUGUAUCAGUCACCAGAAAUGGCAUGUGCGGAAGGCCAAGCAUCACACUUGACAACGAGCUGAUCAAUUACUACAUCCAAAAUGGUGUUUCCAAGCAAAAAAUAGCCGAUUCAUUUGGGAUUUCACGGAGUACGCUGCAACGUAAAAUUGGCCCCAGAAAUAUUCCCACUUUAAGUGAUGAAGACCUCCAAAACAUGAUUGUAAGGAUGAAAGAUGAAGAUCCACAUUGCGGCCAGCCCUACAUCUCAGGUGAAAUAAGGGCUCUAGGGUUUUAUGUCCCCCGCAGUAGGGUUCGGAAACAAUUGAGAAUCGUUGAUCCAGUUGGAACUGUUCGGAGACGAAGAGUUAUCACAAGAAGGAGGCGAUAUCGGGUGAAAGGACCUAAUUACAUCUG